This is a messenger RNA of Pectinophora gossypiella (pink bollworm), 1820 nucleotides long. Its product is annotated as UDP-xylose and UDP-N-acetylglucosamine transporter-like. Lineage: Eukaryota; Metazoa; Arthropoda; Insecta; Lepidoptera; Gelechiidae. The transcript is spliced from 4 exons. Bases 181 to 1104 code for a protein of 307 amino acids. Gene Ontology annotation, cellular component: endoplasmic reticulum membrane; Golgi membrane. Gene Ontology annotation, molecular function: UDP-N-acetylglucosamine transmembrane transporter activity; UDP-xylose transmembrane transporter activity. The record is from RefSeq and is a predicted model, not a curated record. Gene Ontology annotation, biological process: transmembrane transport.
UUAUGACUACUUAGGCCAGUCAGCGCCAAAACUUUAAUGAAACUUUAUUUUUAAAUAUUUUACAAUAUUAUUCAUAGAAUAAAUUAAUAUGUUAGUGUAAUAUAGAAUAUUUACUUCGUGUUUUACUCUUCCACGUAUCUGUGUCUUGAAUAGUGUUUGAUUUUAGAGAUUUUCUACAAAAUGUAUAUUAGUAGAACGAUUGUAAAAGUCUUUGUAGGAUGUUGUGCGAGUGCUUUUCUCAUGGAAAUUUUAAUGGCACAAGCUCCAAAUAACGCUAACCUUGUGACUUUCCUGCAAUUUUUCUUUAUAGCUCUUCAAGGUUUUAUUUUUACGUCUAAAUUUGGCACGAUAAGGCCAAAAAUACCUCUACGGCAUUACACUCUUCUAGUGGCCUUGUUUUUUGUAACAAGUGUGUCGAAUAACUAUGUGUAUGUCCUGCAUGUGCCUUCCACACUACAUAUGAUAAUAAGAUCCGCAUCAUCUCCUGCAAGCAUGAUAGUAUCAUGGAUAGCAAAGAAACAAGCACCAAAAAUAACCAAAUGUAUUGGGUCAGCUCUAAUAUCUAUGGGAGUAGCUUUAGCCAUGUAUGGUGGAGCAACCAUUGCUGAACAGAACGAGGGAGAGUUCAUGUACUGGUGCAUCGGAGUUGUCAUAUUAUUGUCCACUCUGUUUCUUGGUGCUCUGACUGGAUUGCAGCAAGAAAUUUUGUUUGCCAAAUAUGGAAAACAUCCAGAGGAGAUGCUGUUCUACACAUAUGCUUUACCUUUGCCUUUGUUUUUGGGCAUCUAUCCACAAUUACAAGAGAGAAUUACAAAUUCCACUAUGGACAUGUGGUUCAUCAUUGCUUUAAGCAUUGUAUCUCAAUUCUAUUGUACACAUUCUGUCCAUGAAUUAGCUACUAAGGAGCCUUCAGUGACUGUUACAUUUAUUUUGACUUUAAGAAAAUUUGUUUCAUUAUUGAUCUCUUCUUUUGUUUUUAAGAAUAAUCUCACUGUUUUGCAUGUGAUAGGAACGGUCUUUGUUGGGGUCGGCACCUAUGUGUACUUUGAUUUCUUUGCUCAGAGAAGACAACAGCCAGUCAGCAUGAAAGACAAAUCCUUUUAAUGUCUAUAACUGGACAUAAAUGAGCAAGAAUAAGUGAGCAUCAGAAUGACUGGCCAAAAUGACAGAUCAGCUUUAAAAUAUUACUAACAUCCAAUACCUUUUAGCUACUAUUUAAUACCUUUGUAUAGAUAUUUUCUACCUAAUUAAUAAAUAAGAAAAUUUAUUUAAAAAAUGGCCAGUCAUUCUGAUGUCUGAAUGGCCACCCACAUUUAGAAUCUCCACAAAAAGGCUCCGAAAUGUAAUUUCGCCUAUACACAAAUUUAGUACCUAUUGAGUACCUACCUAAACAAAUAUUUUUUUUAGAUUUUUAGAACAAGAAAUAAAAAAAUAUGAGCAAAAAAAGUUUUAUCGAAAAUGUUAAUUGUUUAUUGUUUACAACUCAAUUAUGCACAUAAUACAAAUUAUAAAAAAGGAACAAAUGCAAUAAAAGAUUAAUAUGUUCCUAUAGAAAAUAUCUAUACAAAGGUAUUAAAUAGUAGCUAAAAGGUAUUGGAUGUUAGUAAUAUUUUAAAGCUGAUCAGUCAUUUUGGGCAGUCAUUCUGAUGCUCACCAAGAAUAAGGUUGUGAUCUGCAAACUUUGGAAUAUUGUUGGAACAGUCGAAUUUAUAUUAUGGUAGAUACCUACUUCGUUUUUACUUAAGAAUGUUUUUUUAUAUAACUGUUUACUGUUUUAUAUGAAGAGAUAUUGAAAAAUAAAUAAAAGAUAGUAUUUUCCC